This is a messenger RNA of Melitaea cinxia (Glanville fritillary), 815 nucleotides long. It is a transcript of the gene Ephrin, whose product is annotated as ephrin-A4. Gene Ontology annotation, biological process: ephrin receptor signaling pathway; axon guidance. The record is from RefSeq and is a predicted model, not a curated record. The coding region runs from base 1 to 783 and encodes 260 amino acids. Lineage: Eukaryota; Metazoa; Arthropoda; Insecta; Lepidoptera; Nymphalidae. Gene Ontology annotation, cellular component: plasma membrane. The transcript has a single exon. Gene Ontology annotation, molecular function: ephrin receptor binding.
AUGGUGUCGUUUGCUUAUAUCGGUAUGCGACAAGCACCCUGGACCCUGCUAGUUCUCAUCUUCUUCAUCGAGAGCGUGAUGGGUAACUACGCGAAAUCCUUCUACAUACACUGGAACACGACAAAUAGUAUAUUCAGAAUAGACAAUACCGAUCACGUAUUCGACCUCAACAAAGGUAACGCACAGUUCGAAUACGACCAAGUAAACAUUAUAUGUCCAGUCUACGCUCCCGGAACCUUCGAGGAGGAUACGGAAAAGUACAUAAUAUACAAUGUAAGCAAAGAAGAAUACGAUACGUGUAGGAUAACCAAUCCGAACCCGCGCAUCAUAGCCAUAUGCGACAAGCCGCACAAAUUGAUGUUUUUCACCAUUACCUUCAGACCGUUCACGCCUCAGCCCGGCGGGUUGGAGUUUCUGCCGGGCAAAGACUAUUACUUCAUAUCUACGUCCAGUAAAGACGACUUGCACAGACGCAUCGGCGGCCGUUGUCUCAGUCACAACAUGAAGCUGGUCUUCCGGGUCUGCUGCAAACCGGAAGACCAGCCGCCCGCACCACCUCCGCAGCUCACACCUCAGCCACAAACGCCGCCCCCAACCACUCAGCCGACUACCACCACAACCACAACCAUCAAGCCGGUCACCAAGAAAACGCACAAGUACGAUAAGACACCUAACGAGGUUGUGAAGAGCGAGGAGCUGUCGUACUCGCGCGGGGCGGCCCUCGCCUCGUCCCUCGCUCUGGCCCUGGCCGCGAGCGCCGUCCUAGCGCCCCUGGCUCGGUGAAUGUGCGCUAAAGCGGCGCGGCCACCGCGACC